AUGAAGCGUGGCAAGAAGAACUCGGAUGCGGGUGACCCGGUCACCAAGUCGGAUACUCGAACCGGGUCCAGCGAAUUGGAUGCGGCGAGACCAAGUUUGAGCUCGAUGAAAUCGAUGGGUCUGCUUUUAGCGGUUCUUAUGGUUGCUUCGGUUAUGUUUUCUUUGUCGGUGGUACUCAGAGACCCACCUUCCGAUGAUGUUGUGGAGAGUGAUGCAUCUUCUAGGGUUCUUCAGAUCAGAUUCCACCAAGCAAUGGAUUCAGAUGGUGGACUAAGCGAGAAGAAGGAAAAGGAAAAGCUGGGCAACAUUAAUGUCCCUCGUUUCGAUAAAGAAUCGUGCUUGAGCAGGUAUGAGGCGAGUUUAUAUCGAAAGGAAUCGCCUUUUAAGCAAUCCUCUUACCUAGAUCAUAGAUUACAAAGAUACGAAGAUCUUCAUAGACUGUGUGGACCAUUCACUAGAUCCUAUAACUUAACACUGGACAAACUCAAGUCGGGUGAUCGGUCUGAUGGUGGAGUCUCUGAUUGUAGAUAUGUAAUAUGGUUGAACUCCAAUGGUGAACUUGGGAAUAGGAUGCUGAGCCUAGCUUCAGCUUUUCUUUAUGCUCUCUUAACAAAUCGGGUUUUACUUGUCGAACCAGGAGUUGACAUGGCUGAUCUUUUCUGCGAGCCAUUUCCAAACACUUCUUGGUUUCUUCCCGUAGAGUUUCCGCUUAAGAACCAGCACAACGGCUUUGAUGAGCAGUCUCUUCUUCGCGAUUCUGGCAACACGAUGUUUGCAUAUCGGCAUCUUGUGCGUGAUUCCACUGACCAACAAAAGCUUUUCUUUUGUGAGAAAAGUCAAGUUUUGUUGGAGGAAACCUCGUGGUUGAUCAUGAAAGCAGAAAAUUACUUUGUCCCAUCUCUCUUCUCGAUCUCUUCAUUCCAGCAAGAACUCAGAAAGCUCUUCCCAGAGAAAGAAACAGUUUUUUACUUCUUGAGUCAGUAUCUCUAUCACCCAACAAAUGUUGUCUGGGGUCUCAUUACACGAUACUAUAGCGCUUAUCUUGCUAGAGCUGAUCAAAGAAUAGGAAUCCAUAUUGGGGUCUCUGAUACUGGAAAUGAUCGGUAUCAGCAUUUGGUAGAACAGAUUCUAGCUUGUGGAAUUAGACAUAAGCUGCUUCCUGAAGUAGAUAAACAGAGACAUCUCCCUUCAAGCCAAGUUCUAAACCGAAAAUCAAGGGCAGUGUUCAUUUCAUCUUCUUCUCCAGGGUACUUUGAGAGUAUCAGGGACAUAUAUUGGGAAAACCCAACAGUGACGGGAGAGAUAAUCAGUGUUCACAAGCCGAGCAACAAGGAAUAUCAAAAAACCCAGAGGAACAUGGAGAACAGGAGAGCAUGGACUGAGAUUUACCUUCUGAGUUGUGCUGAUGUGCUGGUGGUCACAAGCUCGUGGUCCUCACUCGUGGACGUGGCUUAUGGCCAUGGAGGGUUGAAACCAUGGGUAUUGAUCAAUGCAGAGAACGGGACUGGCCAUGAUCCUCACUGUAUUAGAGCAAGGUCAAUGGAGCCCUGUUCCCAAACACCACGGUUCCAUGGAUGUAAAGAUUAA
Messenger RNA from Arabis nemorensis, 1587 nucleotides. Lineage: Eukaryota; Viridiplantae; Streptophyta; Magnoliopsida; Brassicales; Brassicaceae. The record is from the annotation of a GenBank genome assembly.